Messenger RNA from Athalia rosae (coleseed sawfly), 1283 nucleotides. RefSeq names its product pupal cuticle protein 20-like. NCBI's taxonomy places the organism in Eukaryota, Metazoa, Arthropoda, Insecta, Hymenoptera, Athaliidae. Gene Ontology annotation, molecular function: structural constituent of chitin-based larval cuticle. Gene Ontology annotation, cellular component: chitin-based extracellular matrix. The record is from RefSeq and is a predicted model, not a curated record. The transcript is spliced from 5 exons. The coding region runs from base 189 to 1088 and encodes 299 amino acids.
CUAGGAUCACCGUCGAACCAUCAGACAUCGUCGGGAGCAUCUCGUCUUCUGGUGCAUCUCGCCGGACAGUAAUAUCCAAGCUACGUUCGCCAGUAUACGUUCGCAGUACACCGAACACCGUUGCUCUCCAAGGGGAGAAGAAAAAUAAUACGUGUGAUUUGUCAGUGAUCGCGAUCAAAAGGAACGAUAUGAAAACCAUCACAGUCGCGCUGUUCGCGCUAAUCGGGACCUGCUACACGGCGCGUCUCGAGAACACGUAUCUUCCCCCCGGUGGGGGUGGAGGUUCCGGAGGAGGAGGGCUGAUCCAACCACCGCACGGUGGCGGAGGGGGUGGUCCAGGGGGAGGCGGUAGCGGAGGUGGCAAUUCGUUCGGUGGCGGAGGAGGCGGCAGACCGGGUGGAAACGGAGCGGGUGGAAACGGUGGCAACGGAUACGGUGGUGGAAGUGGAGGCGGCGGCGGUGCUGGCGGAGGAAGGGGAACAGGAUCGGCCGGUGGCGGAGGAAGAGGAUCGGGAUCGGGUGGUGGCGGAGGAAGAGGAUCGGGAUCGGGCGGCGGAGGCGGAGGCGGAGGCGGAAGUGGACAAGAGGUCGGAAUCAACUCGUUCGAAAACGAGAAUAACGGAGACGGAAGUUACCGGUACAGCUACGAAACCGCCAACGGGAUAACGGUUCAAGAAUCCGGACAGUUGCAGGGGGACGCCGAAUCCGUAAGCGGUUCAUUUUCGUUCACCGGGGACGACGGUGCCCAAUACACGGUUACGUAUACCGCCGAUGCCGACGGUUUUCAUCCCGAAGGUGCUCAUCUUCCGACACCCCCACCGAUCCCCCCAGAGAUCCAACGUGGCAUCGAACUGUCUCUGGCCGCGGAAGCUCGGGGUGAGAAUCAAGACGAAGGGAACGGAAAUGGCGGCGGUAACGCCGGAGGCGGUGGAGGUGGUGGCAGCGGAGGUCGAGGGGGAGGCGGAGCUACCGGUGGCGGCGUUGGUCGAGGGGGAGGCGCAUCCGGCGGAAACGGAGGACCCGGUUCUUUGUACCAAGGUCCGAAUUCGUACCAGACGAGCGGCGGUAACGCCGGCUACCAAUAUUAAAAUCGAUUCGUGUAACUCUCGGCAGGAACUGUGGCCUAUCGUACGACGUAUAUUCCGCGGUCAUCGCGACUUUUCGUCUUGACUUAUCGCAUAACCCUAAUAUUAAUCAACGUCAGACUUAUGUACAUAAUAAUAUAGCGUAUUUGCUAAUUCUUUUUUUUUUAUAAUUUAUGAAUGAAAGAAAAAAACAAGUAA